This is a messenger RNA of Seminavis robusta, 1863 nucleotides long. NCBI's taxonomy places the organism in Eukaryota, Bacillariophyta, Bacillariophyceae, Naviculales, Naviculaceae. The record is from the annotation of a GenBank genome assembly.
AUGAAACUCAAUGAUACGGCCGCCUUCUCGCGGCUAACGGAGCGAAUCUUCCAAACGCUUCUCGACCUCCUCAUUCCCACCUAUUUGAUCCUCCGCACUUGCCUGUUGCCAGAUGUAGACGACCCCCUCGAUGAUGAGGUAUCUCUGGCUAGUAGCCACGACGACGACGAGACCUUGACUCAGAGCCUCAAGGUGCUCGAACAUGCAUCCACUGAACCACUUCCAGAGAAACCCGCGAAGGGAAAGUUUGCCAAGGUGCCCAUGGUUUGGCUUUCUCCUGAAAAGACAAGGGUUGGAUAUUCCAAAGCAUCACCAUUGGAGUUUGCGAAGGUGCCCAUGAAAUGGCUGCCUCCUGAAAAGCCAAAGCCUGCUGUGUUUGCCAAAGUCCCAAUGGCUUGGCUGCCUCCUGCAAAGCCAAAGCCUGCUGCAUUUGCCAAAAUCCCAAUGGCUUGGCUGCCUCCUCAAAAACCUAGACGUUCUGUGUUUACCAAAGUGCCCAUGGCUUGGCUGCCUCCUGAUAAACCCAGACGUUCUAUAUUUGUGAAAGUCCCAAUGGCUUGGUUGCCUGCUGAAACACCAAGGUCUGGUGCAUUUCCCAAGGUACCCAUGAAAUGGCUUCCUGGAAAACGGUCCCGGGCUCAUGCAUUUCCAAAGGUCCGCAUGCAGUGGCUUCCCACAGAUAAGUCCAGGCCAACAGCAUCUUUUGCUAAGGUGCCAAUGGCUUGGCUUCCAGCAACAAAACCCAAGCCAGCCAAGUUUACCAAGGUUCCAAUGGUCUGGUUGCCUGCAGAGAACUCUAGGCCUACUAAGUUUGCCAAGGUGCCAAUGGCAUGGCUACCUGGAAAACGGUCUCGGGCUCAGGCAUUUCCAAAGGUUCGCAUGGAGUGGCUUCCCACGGAGAAGACCAGGCCUACAGCAUCUUUUGCUAAGGUGCCAAUGGCUUGGCUUCCAGCAACAAAAACCAUGCCAGCCAGGUUUGCCAAGGUUCCAAUGGCCUGGUUGCCAGCAGAGAACUCUAGGCCUACUAAGUUUGCAAAGGUGCCAAUGGCCUGGCUUCCUGCUACAAGGCCAAGGCCUAUGGCAUUUGCCAAAGUCUCUAUGGAGUGGCUGCCUCCUUUGAAGCCCAGGGCUUUAGCAUUUGCCAAAGUGCCAAUGGCUUGGCUUCCACCAACCAAGCCCAAGAGGUUUGAAUUUACCAAAGUUCCAAUGGCUUGGCUGCCUCCUGCAACCCACAGGCCUUCUAAGUUUGAAAAGGUGCAAAUGGCAUGGCUACCUGCUGAAAAGCCAAGGCCAAUGAGUUUUGCCAAGGUACCAAUGGAGUGGCUGCGUCCUGACAAACCAAAGGGUUCGGAUUUUGCCAAGGUGCCAAUGGCUUGGCUUCCACCGGCAAAGCAAAAGCCUUCUAAGUUUGACAAGGUUCCCAUGGAGUGGCUGCCUCGUACAAAGCCAAAGUCAGCCAAGUUUACCAAAGUUCCAAAGGCUUGGCUACCAAGUGCCGGUAAUAACACUAUGCCUAACCAGUCUGCCCAGGUUCCAAUGGAAAAGCUUUCAGCAGAGAAGAUCAGACCUGCAGCAUUUGCCAAAGUGGCCAUGGCUUGGUUGCCUCCUGAAAAGAACAGGCCAACACCAUUCUCCAAAGUGCCGAUGUCCUGGCUUGAGCCGGACGACAUCCACAGGAUUCACCGUCAUCACGCAGACUUUGAUAGCGAGAAGAACAAGGCCCAUCAUGACGAGAUCACCAGAGUUCGUCCGGUUGAAGCCUGCAUGGAUGUCAAGUCGAGAGAUACCGUUACCCUGCAGCCGGUUGACAUGAUUGAUCCAAGUUGCGUCAUGGCAUUUGGAGGAAAUCCCAUUGGUGCCUGA